UCAUGUCCUACAGUGCCUCCCUUGACUCUGGUGCUGCUGCUACAGUUGUGCACACAAGCAAAGGUGAUGCCACCAUCCGCUCAGAGAGAGAGAGAGACGGGACAAUAAGAAGCUGUUAAAGGAAGGAACCACCUUUAUUUCUCAUUUCCACUCUAUUUUUUUCUAUUUUGGGAUACGAGCCUGUGCGAUCCAACCAGUGCGCGUUCAUUGUAAUGUUCAAACAAGGCGGGGCUGACGCACCACAAGUAGGAUAGCGCAGACCCCGAAGAGUGCAGCUGCUGUUGUUGUUUUAGGAUAUUAGAGACAUGAAUUCGGCCGAACAGACGGUAACGUGGCUCAUAACGCUGGGGGUCCUGGAGUCUCCCAAGAAAAGCAUCUCGGAUCCAGAGGCUUUCCUCCAGGCGUCUCUGCAGGAUGGAGCGGUGCUGUGCAGGCUGCUGGAGCGACUCAGAUCCGGGACAGUGGACAAAUUUUUCCAGGAACCGAGGAGCGACAGCGAGUGUCAGAGGAACAUUACCGAGUUUAUUAAAGGCUGCGGGGCUUUCGGUGUGGAGCCUUUUGAGGUCAAUGACCUCCUGCAGGGACUGAACUUCUCCAAGGUCCUAAACUCCUUGGUUGCCCUUAACAAAGCUACUGAAGAUUUAGGUGUUUCCGAAGACAGUGAGUGUGUGCCGCACUCCUCAACAUUGAGGAUCAAGUCAUUUGACUCUCUGAACACUCAGAGUUGCUCCUCUAAAGUGCUGCAGCCUCAGUACCGCAGCCUGGACAUGUCAGAGGGCGGUGGGUGUGGCCACGUGCUGGUCAAGGCACGCUUUCCCUUCCAGCAGACCAAUGAGGACGAACUCUCUUUCUCCAAGGGCGACAUCAUCAGUGUGAGCCGGCAGGAGGAGGGGGGCUGGUGGGAAGGUUCGAUCAACGGCAAGUCUGGGUGGUUCCCCAGUAACUAUGUACGGGAGAUGAAAGGAAGCGACAAGACAUCAGACAAGCCAAAGUCUGGGGCACUGAAAAGCCCCCCCAAAGGUUUCGACACCACUAUCGUCAGUAAGACCUACUACAACGUGGUCCUACAAAACAUCCUGGAAGCAGAGAGUGAAUAUUCGAGGGAGCUACAGAGUCUCCUGGGCUCAUACCUGCGCUCACUUCACCCCACAGACAGACUCAGCAGUGUUGACAUCAGUCACAUUCAGGGAAAUCUGGAGGAGAUCUCAACCUUCCAGCAGAUGUUGGUUCAGUCCUUGGAGGAGCAUACAAAACUUUCAGAGAGCCAGCAGAGGAUCGGGGGGUUCUUCCUGAGUCUGAUGCCCCAGAUAAAGAUCAUCAAUGUGGCUUACUGCUCCAACCACCCGUCUGCUGUCAGUGUACUCACACAACACAGUGAGGAACUGGGGGAGUACAUGGAGUCAAAGGGGGCGCCAACUCCUGGGAUCCUGACUCUGACCACUAGUCUGAGUAAACCCUUCACCAGACUGGAGCGAUACCCAACACUGCUGAAAGAACUCGACAGACACAUGGAGGACCAACAUCCUGACAGAGCUGAUCUCAAUGCUUCCAUCAUUGCCUUUAAAAACUUUGCAGCUCACUGUCAGGAGGUGAGGAAGAAAAAGGACCUAGAGUUGCAGAUUUUAACAGAGCCAAUCAGAAACUGGGAGGGGGAUGACAUCAGAACCCUCGGUCCUGUUCUCCACAUGUCCCAGGCCACAGUCCACACGCAGAACUGUCAGGAGUCAAAUGAACGCUACCUCGUCCUCUUCCCUCACACUCUGCUUGUGCUCUCUGCCAGCAUGAGGAUGAGUGGAUUCAUCUAUCAGGGGAGGAUGCCACUGUCAGGAAUGCUCAUCUCCAGAAUAGAAGACGGAGAAAACCUGAGAAAUGCUUUUGAAAUAUCCGGUGGCCAGUGUGAGCGGAUGCAGGUGGCAUGUAACAGUCAGCGCGAUCUACAGGACUGGCUGGACCUUCUCACCAAACACACGCACACACCAGCCGGGCGCACACACUUGCACAAGCCUCAGUCCGUCUGUCACACAUUGCCCUCUCACCCCGCCACUCCCUCCAGACACUCAGAGUCUCGUGGAGGGAGCAUUGGACACACCUACCACACCCUUCCCCAUCCCUCUUCAUGUGGGACGGUCCACAACAGCAGCCCAACAUGGGGGCCCCUGGAGCCACUGAGUACCCCCAAACCCUGGAGCCUGAGCUGCCUACGCCCUGCACCUCCACUCCGGCCCUCGGCUGCUCUCUGCCAGAAAGAGAGUCCUAAGAACAUGAAGAAUCUGCUCCCUAAGAGGAAGCCAGAGAGGAAACCUUCAGAAGAGGACUUCACUGUCAGAAAAAGUACAGCAGCUCUAGAGGAGGAUGCUCAGAUACUGAAAGUGAUUGAGGCCUAUUGUACCAGCGCCAAGACACGACAGACACUCAACUCCAGCUCCAGCAGGAAGGAUGUACACAUGUUGUUCCCAGAGGAGGAGAAGAUUAUAGUGGAGGAGACCAGGAGCAAUGGACAAACUGUAGUGGAGGAGAGGAGUCUGGUGGACACUGUGUACAGUCUGAAAGAUGAGGUCCAGGAACUUAAACAGGACAACAAGAGGAUGAAGAGGACGCUGGAGGAGGAGCAGCGAGCGAGGAAAGAGCUGGAGAGGAUUGUCAGGAGAGUUCUGAAGAACAUGAACGACCCAACAUGGGAUGAGACUAACCUCUGAGAUCAACAUGCAUCUGAUCGUCUUUGACGAGACCAAUUUCUGACUUUUAAAUGAAACUUGUGGGGACAGAAAAGCCAAUACUUCUUGCCGAUUUUCAACAUGUCUUCACCUUUUUCACUUGCUUUGACCUUCACAGUGACCUGUGUACCAAACAGUGGACCAAGAGAAAAUGCCUGCCAGCCAUCAGCAAAGCCAUCCCAACUGACCAUAAAGCUGUGAAGCCAAAUUAGCUGGUAGGCAUGAUGACAUCACUUCCUGUCAUGCUCCUUUACUUUUUCAAACAGCCUUCUUUGGAGCACUGACAAACUAAUCCCUUUUUCUUAUUUACUUGUGUAUUUAUCUUUCAUUCCUCCUUGUGCUCAUUUGCAUUAAAGCUGGAGUGCGGAACCUUUGUCUCCCCCUUCUGGCAGCGAGAGUAAUUACACAAACACUGUCGACGCAUGCUUAUGAUGUAUGCCUACAGUGAGCUCGCCCCAGGCUCGUUUUCAGAAAUAGUUACAGAAAUACAGAGAUAUUUCCACAGUUCCAGACAAUAAUCCAUUAUUUAGGUAGAGUAAAUGUAAUAGCUACAUAGCCUGCUCCAAAUAUUUUACCAACCUGUCCAAGAGCAGUAAGGCGACGUCUGUGUCUGCCCUCAGUCUCUUCUCUCAGCGCUCUCCAACAAGGAAAAGCUAAAGCUACACCAAUGGUUAUCCCUGUUUGUCCUCGCUGUCGGUCGCUUUCUCUUUUUGACUGUAAUCCUUCCUCUGAAUGUCGAGUUUCUUUUGUAUCUGGAGCAUCAGACACUUUUCUUGGAUGCUUCUAAGGUUUUACUCCCAAGUUUCUGUAGCCUAUUCUGUCGCUAGGUUGCUCCAGAGCCAUGUAGAGAGAGAGUUGGGUCAACGCUGCGUUCAAUUUCAAUUCAAGUGGCUUUAUUGGCCUGAAUGCAUACAAUACAAUGUUGCCAAAGCAUAUUUACACAAACUAUACAAUCAUAAUAAACAAAAUUAACAAUAAACAAUGCUCAAUUACAGCAAUGGCGGAUCAUAGAGCUCAUUACAUGGCUCUAGGUUGCUCCCUGCUUCCGCUCUGGCAAACCAAUCAUUGCUGGCUGGUGUAAAACUCAUCAUUACCGGUGCACCAGCGCGGGAAUGUCACCACAGACAUCAGAUUUAAAAACUCCAGUAUACUGCAAAAUACAGAGAGAUUUACCUGGCGGUGAUAGGCUUAAUCAGCAUUGUGUGAACUUGUUUGGCAAGGGCUUUACUGUAACAGACCUUCAUCUAUAUGUAAAAGUCCCGCACUCUAGCUUUAGGUAAAAAAUGUAACGGUUGCAAGGACAGUAUUUUAAUGACUUGCCUGGUGCAUGAAUAAGAACGCUACGUGGGUUUAUAUAUUUCAGAGAGAUAUCAGAGCAGUAUGUGAAUGAAAUUCCUCAUUGAAACUUGAAGUAGACAUUUUUUUCAUAAGCAGCAAUUUUGUUUCAUUUUCAAAUGUUAAAUCAUCAUAUUAUUAUGAAAGACACCUUUACAGUUCUAUUAUAUGAUCUAUGUUAUUGAUUCACAGUCUACUAUAAAGUUGGUUUAUUUGUUAUAUCAAAUACAAAGUGUAGUAGUAGUACUACAUUUUAAACUAAACCUAAAUUUACCAGCACUUAUAAACGACCUUGUGUGUUUUACAGGAUGAGAUGAAAGUUCUCAGUGUGAUGUAAAAAUUAUUAUAGCUAUAAUGGAAUCAUCUAGCUAAACAUUUUGCGACAGACCACCAAAUUAUUUUAUGGAUCCACUGCAUUGCUUCAUGGGAUAUGUACAUUUCUGGCAAGCGAUUAUUUUGAUUAUUUUUAAGAAUAUAAUAUUUUUUGAUGGAUAACUGAGACAUGGACAAAAUCUGAGAAACUUGUUUAUUUAUUUCUUGGUUCUACUGUAACUGUUCUUCCCACUUCUGCUAACAAAUGAUUGAUGUAGGGUAAAUCUAAGAUAAACUGACUUCUGACAAUGAUCUGCUUUAGUUAGCUGAAGGGUAGAUGAUGUGAGGUAUGUGACCUUAUCAAAUCGAAAACAUCUCAAAAAUGUGUAGUUAUUGGAAAAUCGUCUUGUUAUUAAAGGGAAGCUGGAGGUAGGUUUUCUCAGGAAUUAAUGUGACCAUCAGGGAGUUUCAGCUUUCAGCUCCAGAUUAACUUCUAUUAUUUGAUUUCAUAUUCUUGCACAUGGACACUCUAAGCAAUAUUUAAAAGGUAUAGGCAACUUGAUUUAGGAUUAUGUUAUUUUCAAAUGUGAUGUACUGUGCAAAGAAUUUGAAUUCCAGACACCAGGGUAGUGUGGGCGUUUCUAUUAUUUACAAAUAAAAUCAGGAAAACCGUGGAAAUAAUGCAAAUGAGCUCAAAGGCCCACACCACAACAAAUCCAUGUGACUUAGAUUGCUAUGGCUAUAUGCAAACAUGGCAGCACAGGAAUCAGCUCCUUGGAAGUUUCAUGUUGAAAAAUCCAGCUAAAUGUACGUGUGUCCCCUGUAAUAGUCCUUUGUUCAACAAGUUCAACUUUUUCUAAACUUGUGUACCUACUGUCACCACUUUUUGCUCCAGCUCUCAUUAUUAUGAUCGUCAGAAGGAUAAACCAUAACUGUUUAAAGCAUGAGCUGAGAUACAAUCAGAUACAUUAAAUAAAUGUAUUCAUGUCUUGUAGCCGUGCAUAAUACGAUAAAUGCAUACUGUAAUAUAAAAGUAAUAAAAACUCAGAGUGGAGGAAAAUGUUAAAUGCAGCUCAAUUUAUAAAUCAACAACAACGUAAAAAGUCAAUGUGAUCAUAUAACAAUAUGGACACUAAAUAGCAUUUUGAGUUUAUAUUACAUUUUUAAUACAAUAUGCACAAUCGUCACAGUGUUAGCAGCUGCUGGGUUUCCAGAGGCAGGCAGAGGAAGCAGUUGCAGGUCAUUAGGCCAGUUUGGUUGAUUAAACUCUUUGAAUUGACUAAACAAUUAAAGUGCACUGAACUGAUAGUGAGGUGUUGGUUUGCAUUAACUUCAUACUUUAAGGAGCUAAACAAAACAUUCACAGUGAGUCAGCUUGCAGCUUUUUCUGUUUCAAGAAGUAGUCCAAGCAAUACAAACACUGGAAAAUGUUUUUUUUUUUUAUGAUUUUUACGAUGUCAAUAUGCAACUUACUGUAGAAUGAUUUCUUAUUUUUAUAUUUGUGAUUGUGUUUUUACUCUUAUCAACUGGUUUUGAUUUAUAACACUACUUACUUUCUACCUGAGCUGGUUGAUCGCACUAAAGAUGAUUUGUACAGAAAAGCAGCAUAUUUCUCAUGAACGUCAGGAGACGUGCCUUGGGGAGAAGAAUAUUUGCUUUACUAAAGUUAUUAAGUAUAAAAACUUCACCUACAAGUGAAAUAUUACUGAAUUAGAAACCACACUGAUGAAAGCCAUGUAAUACAGUAUGUCAAUUAUUGAUUCUAACUUAUGUAUUUAACUGAAAGUGAUUGAUGUAAAUGUGUUGUGUGUUCCAAUGUUAUGGUGAUGAAGGUGAUAAUAGUUACUAUGACAAGAAUCACCCCCCCUCUUAUUUAUUUCACCCAUUUGUCUGUGAAUAAAAUGUUAAAUCAAACAUGA
Siniperca chuatsi (mandarin fish) is the source of this 6280-nucleotide messenger RNA. It is a transcript of the gene arhgef7b, whose product is annotated as Rho guanine nucleotide exchange factor (GEF) 7b. The transcript is spliced from 21 exons. Lineage: Eukaryota; Metazoa; Chordata; Actinopteri; Centrarchiformes; Sinipercidae. Gene Ontology annotation, molecular function: guanyl-nucleotide exchange factor activity; protein binding. Bases 306 to 2696 code for a protein of 796 amino acids. Gene Ontology annotation, biological process: intracellular signal transduction. The record is from RefSeq and is a predicted model, not a curated record.